AAUCUUCGAAUGAUUUAAAAAGUUCAUUAAAAAUGGAAUGGUAUGGUUUCAACAAAAGUCACUUAUCGAUUUCUGUGGCACAUCAUUUUAAUUUGAAAUGUGUUUUUGGCAAAAUUGAUCAAAUUUACGUAUUGACACUCUCCGAUAUCAUUAAUUUCGAUGAUAUUAAAAAUUACUAGCAAAACAAACCUAAAUGAGACGAAAUAUUUGUAAUUAAGACAAUUUACGUCACAUAUUAUCAAAUUAAAGUCGCUAUUUGCGAUUGGUAAUAUUCAUUGGAUCAAUUAAAUUGCUUAUGAGUGCCAAAACACCGUAAUUUUGGCAAGAAAAUACAGAAUAGUAAGUAAUAUAUUUGCAAAUUAAGUAGGAAAUUUGCAUACUCCAGUUUUAAUUGCUUGAAAAUAUGCGAGUAAACGGUGUAUAAAUAGGGAAGCCGAACGAAGAAGCAAAAUGGCAUCAUUCCGCAACAUUUUUGUGAUCGCUCUCGUCGUUUUGGCGGUGGUGACUCUACCAACUGACGGGAAACGAAAUAAGAAACAGCAAAACCAGCAAAAGGGUGGAAAAGGCGUAGCUAACAAAGAUAAAUACGCAGCCAAGCCAACAGCAAUGAGCACAGGUGAAGAGUUCGCAAUAGACCAAAGCGCAAACGAAGAAAUCUCAAGCGAACUGCCUCUUCAAGCAGCUCCUGGUCAUGUGGAAGCUGGAAAGAAAAAGUCAAAGAAAGGAAAGGGCAAGAAAAAGGGUAAGAAGGGAAAACAAGCUGCAGCUGAACACGUCCACAGCGCCGAAUGCGAACAUGCAUCUGAGCCUAUGCCAAGUGCUGACUCCGUCCAAUCAAUUCCGGAAGUUGCAUCCUAUGAACCAAUAGACCUUACAUCAAAAAUUGGCCAAUGAAAACCAGAAAAUAUGACUGCUACGACAAGACCAUAAAUAUCUCCGGCCUCUCUCUCGCUCACCGUACCAAAAAAAAUGAAAAAAAAAAUUCAAUUUCAAUGUUCAACUUAAACUUCCAAUAAAAAAAAUAUUUCGCU
Molecule: messenger RNA, 1031 nt
Organism: Sitodiplosis mosellana (orange wheat blossom midge)
Lineage: Eukaryota; Metazoa; Arthropoda; Insecta; Diptera; Cecidomyiidae
Exons: 5
Coding region: 451-894 (147 amino acids)
Source: RefSeq, a predicted model, not a curated record